This is a messenger RNA of Cornus florida, 1181 nucleotides long. RefSeq lists its product as uncharacterized. Lineage: Eukaryota; Viridiplantae; Streptophyta; Magnoliopsida; Cornales; Cornaceae. The transcript is spliced from 2 exons. Gene Ontology annotation, molecular function: RNA binding; translation initiation factor activity. Gene Ontology annotation, cellular component: cytoplasm; eukaryotic translation initiation factor 3 complex. Bases 104 to 991 code for a protein of 295 amino acids. The record is from RefSeq and is a predicted model, not a curated record.
CUGUCCUCCUCACAUUUAAUCUCAUCUUAUGUUCUUAUCACAGAAACCCUAGAAAAAGGAAAGCCAAAAACACACUAGGCCUACGCGACUACAUCAAUCAAUCAUGGCGUUGGUGGAGAGACCUGGUUCGAGUUCGCAGAUGCCGAGCAAGGUCAGAUGGGGUGAACUUGAGGAAGAUGACGGAGAGGAUUUGGAUUUCCUCCUACCGCCGCGGCAGGUAAUCGGACCCGACGAGAAUGGAAUCAAGAAGGUGAUCGAGUAUAAGUUCAGCGAAGAUGGCAACAAGGUCAAGAUCACCACAACCACGCGGGUCAGAAAGCUCGCGAAAGCCCGGCUCAGCAAGCGUGCUAUCGAGCGCCGGUCCUGGCCCAAGUUCGGCGACGCCGUUCAUGAGGACGUCGGCGCUAGGCUCACCAUGGUUUCCACCGAAGAGAUCUUGCUCGAGCGCCCUAGGGCUCCCGGUACAUCAAAAGAAGAAACCAAGGCAGCAGCGGAUUCCUUGGCUCAGCUGGGUAAAGGAGGUGCUGUUCUUAUGGUGUGCAGGACUUGUGGCAAGAAAGGUGACCACUGGACAUCUAGAUGCCCUUACAAGGAUCUUGCGCCACAAUCUGAGGCCUUCAUUGAUAAGCCUCCUGCGGCGGAGGGUGCUGUGCCUUCUGUCAAGGGUGCCUACGUUCCCCCAAGCAUGAGGCCAGGUGCAGAGAGACCUGCUGGGUCAGAUAUGAGGCGCAGGAACGAAGAGAACUCAGUUCGGGUCACCAACCUAUCAGAGGACACCAGGGAGCCUGACUUGCUUGAGCUAUUCCGCACAUUCGGCCCAGUGAGUCGUGUCUAUGUUGCCAUCGAUCAGAAGACCAGUGUGAGCAGAGGUUUUGGAUUUGUCAACUUUGUAAACAAGGAAGAUGCUGAAAGGGCCAUCAACAAGCUCAAUGGAUAUGGUUAUGACAAUCUCAUUCUUCGAGUUGAGUGGGCUACUCCUAGAACAAACUAGAACUUGACAAGUUGCUCCAUCUUGGGUGCUGCUCAUAAGGGUUCGUUGGUUUUUUGGCGAUUGAGUUCAGUUCCUUGAGAAUUAUUGUUGUUUUACUUUGCUAUUUAUGGUUUAUGUUUAUUGAUAUUUAGCAGUCAAGAACAAGAAUUGAUGCUUACAUUAUUAAUUAAUGUUUGUGUUAUUUUUUGCA